Molecule: messenger RNA, 455 nt
Organism: Symbiodinium necroappetens
Lineage: Eukaryota; Dinophyceae; Suessiales; Symbiodiniaceae
Source: the annotation of a GenBank genome assembly
AUGAUCGCGUUCUUUGAGCUGGAAUGCUCCUGCACAGCGCCAGAAGAGGUUGUCUUUUUAGUUGGCUCGGGCACUGCCCUCGGCAGCUGGGAUAUGUACCAUGGCAUCAUCUUGGAGACCAGUCCAGAGCGAUUUCCUUGGUGGUACACCACGGGCCCAGUGGUCAUCGAAAGUAUGCAUGCAGACUUCCAGUUCGCCAUUUCAGAUCGGUCUCUGAGUGUAGUGCGGUGGGAGGGCUUGCCAUACCAUCGGCGGCUGCAGUGCCGGCAUCUAAGAAGCAAGGAUGGCCAGCAGAUGGAGAUGGUCUUUCGAGCGAGCUGGGAGGAUCCGAAGAGUACUGUGACGAUCCGUCCGUCGAAGCUGCCAUUUUUGGAGGCUCGACCAGUGCCCGGCGCUUGCGAAAGGCGGGCGGAAGUGCUGGGUACACACCAUGGCCAACAGAGAGCUCGUGCCGA